GUGAUGGGACUUCUUCUCUGUAGGAAACACAGGGUUUUUCUAUUGAUGGCAUUUGGUCUUUUCUGUCCUCCAGUAUUGGGCUGUUUGUCGUCUGGAAAACCAACAAAAGGAUCGCACUCACCUGCAGAUCCUGCAUGUAAUGAUUGACAUGGCUGGAUCCACCCCAACCAGCCAUUGAAAGACAACUGAUCUUUUUCUUUUGCAGACUCAGACCGUGCAGUCCGUUGAAAUGACUGGUAUCACGCAGCAGAUGGACGGACUGUCCCUUCAGGCGCCGCUCAGACGCUUUAGGCUUUUGGUUGUCUAUCUUCACCUAAUACAUUCUUGUAGAGGUCAGUCUCAGUUAAUUGGUCCUUCUCAGCCAAUAGUAGCAAGAGUUGGCGAUGAUGUCAUUUUACCAUGUAGCCUGGAACCAACAGAGGAUGUUGCUGCCAAGACUUUGGAGUGGACGAGAUCUGACUUGAAUCCUAUAUUUGUCCUUGUGUGGCGUGCUGGUCAGGACUUUGUACAAAUUAAACAUCCAUCUUUCAAAGGACGGACAUGGCUGUUUCCUGAUGAGCUGAAACACGGAAACAUUUCACUGAAACUGUCCAAAGUGAAACCUUCUGAUGCGGCGAGAUACAAAUGCUACAUUCCAAAGCUGAAUACAGAGUAUUUUGUUGAUCUUGUUGUUGCAUCAGAUGCCGUUUCCUUGCCUGUCAUGAGUUUAGCAGGGAUUGACAGAGACAAAGGAGGAGUAGUGCUACAGUGUGAGUCUAAAGGCUGGUUUCCAGAGCCUGAGGUGUUGUGGCUGGACGGUGAGGGAAACCUCCUCUCUGCUGGACCUUCAGAGACAGUCAGAGGUCCUGAUGAUCUCUAUACUGUCAGCAGCAGAGUGACUGUGGAGAAGAGACCCAGCAACAGCUUCACCUGUAGAGUCCAGCAGAAGAACAUCAACCAGACCAGAGAGACAGAAAUCCAUGUUACAGAUGAUUUCUUUGAGGUCCAGUCCAGUUCUUCUGUUCCCAUCAACACUGGUUUGGCUGUUAGUUUGUCUGUUUUUGUCAUCCUGUUUAUUCUGUUACUUCUCUUUUCUGUGUGGAAAUGGAGACAAAACAAAAUCAACAUGAAGACAAGCCACAGGGGUGAAACUGAUGAAGAAGAAAACGGAACUAAAGAUCCGUCUGUCACUGCAGAAGAAACCGAGGCUUUGACAGGAGAAAAGGUACAUGCAAGCAGAGUUGAAGUGGGGGAGCAUGAACAUUCUGAGUCUGAGGAGGACAAGACCGGCUCAGCCAAUCAGAGCUCAGCAACAGGACCUGUCAUUGUUCAUGAGGUUGGGCGAACUGGCAAAUUAAUCCGUCUCAGAAACACAUUGAGUGAGGACCAAAAUCUGGGAGAAUGGAAUUUAGAAAUGCAGAUCAACGACACACAACCCAUCACAUACACAUUUCCGAAAUCAUACAAGCUCAAGGCUGAAAGAAUCAUCACUAUUGUGGGGCCAACUUCUGGUACUGAUCUGGUGUGGAGGGACUUGAAGUCCUGGAACCCCGGAGACAAACUCAAGUUCACCCUCACCACCAACAAGAGAGAGAUCAAUUCAGUAUAUGAAACAUAAUAAUUAGCCUGCUGUCAUACUAUUUUUUUACCUGACCUUUCUGCUCCUUUUUACUACAAUAAUCUCCCAUUUUGCUGCUUCAAUCAGCAACAGAAAGCACCAUAGAAAAAAUGAUCACAUUAACACAUCAGAAACAUCAGGACUCAGAUCUUCCUGUAAAAACCCAGAUUGUAGUGAUGCUCUGUCAACAUGAUGUCACGUCUCUCUUUAAUCAUAACAUCAUGAAUAUUAAAUCAAACUCUACGUUUUUGUUAUUGUGGUAAGUUCAGCAAUUCAUAACAUGUUUUAUUUGAAAUGUGGUGAACAUCUGCAUCUUCCUAUUUGGACACAUUACUGAAAAAAACUCAUCAUGAAGACAAAAUAUAAUUCUAAAAUCAAAUAUUGAACUGUUAUGAAGACAUGCACAAAAUCAACAUGUGAGCUAACAUAACUCAGGGAUCUUCGUUAUUCUGUAUUUGUUUUAUUUAACUGUAAUUGAAUGUAUAUAGGCUAGCCAAUAUAGAAUUUUGUAAUAAAGAGAUAAAAAGACAAAUACACGUUUGAUUUCAGUUCUGUUGAACUCCAAGUAUUUAAUCGGCAAAGACCUUUCUAAUUUAUUGUCUUUGUUGUGCAUGUGUUAAUAAACAAUUGUUCACUCA
This is a messenger RNA of Sander lucioperca (pikeperch), 2235 nucleotides long. Its product is annotated as butyrophilin subfamily 3 member A2-like. The record is from RefSeq and is a predicted model, not a curated record. The transcript is spliced from 12 exons. NCBI's taxonomy places the organism in Eukaryota, Metazoa, Chordata, Actinopteri, Perciformes, Percidae. The coding region runs from base 230 to 1597 and encodes 455 amino acids.